AUGAGGACCCUGCCGCUCCUGCUGCUCUCGCUCUGCUGGAGCCUGGGGCCGGUGAAUGGUGUCCAUCCAGAAUGCAGAUUUCAGCUGGAGAUUCACAAGGAGGAGACCAGGUGCAUGGAACUUCUAAAGAAUGCAAAACCAGUGGACUACAAAGGAUGUGUUGGAGUUUGGGAUAACAUCACCUGUUGGCGUCCUGCGAAGAUUGGAGAGACUGUCACUGUCCCUUGUCCAAAAGUAUUUAGCCUUUUCUCUGGUAAACCAGGAAACAUUAGUAAAAACUGUACAAGUAAUGGAUGGUCAGAUAUAUUUCCUGACAUCUUAAGUACUUGUGGUUAUAAUGACUAUGAAGAUGAUUAUAAGGUCAACUUCUAUGUGAGGGUGAAAGCAAUUUAUACCCUUGGACACAGCGUAUCUCUGAUUGCUCUUACAACAGGAAGUAUAAUUCUUUGCCUUUUCAGAAAACUGCAUUGUACUCGGAACUACAUCCAUCUGAACCUGUUCCUCUCUUUCAUUCUGAGAGCAAUCUCUGUGUUAGUCAAGGAUGAUAUUCUGUAUUCCAGCUCCAACACAGCUCACUGUCCAGAGGAUCAAACUUCAUGGGUGGGCUGCAAGGCAAUCCUGGUGUUUUUUCAGUAUGGUGUUAUGGCAAAUUUUUACUGGCUCUUAGUAGAAGGACUUUACCUCCACAUCCUCCUUGUGCUAAUAUUCUCCCCCAACAGGCACUUCACGAUCUACCUGCUGAUAGGAUGGGGAAUUCCUACGAUAUUCAUUAUUACGUGGACAGUGACACGGAUCAUUCUAGAAGACACUGGUUGCUGGGAUACAAAUGAGCAUGGUGGUCCCUGGUGGGUUAUACGAAUACCAAUUUUAAUUUCUAUUAUAGUGAAUUUUAUACUUUUCAUAAGCAUUAUAAGAAUCUUGCUGCAGAAGUUAAGAUCUCCAGAUGUCGGAGGAAAUGACCAGUCACAGUACAAGAGACUUGCAAAAUCCACGUUGUUGCUUAUUCCAUUAUUUGGAGUUCACUACACAGUGUUUGCUCUAUUUCCUGACCGCAGUUCCAACAAUUAUAAAAUAAUCUUUGAGUUGUGUUUGGGAUCUUUUCAGGGGUUGAUUGUUGCAGUCCUGUAUUGUUUUUUGAACAGUGAAGUGCAGGGGGAGCUGAAAAGAAAGUGGCGGAGUUUGUGCUGGAAGCAGACAGCAGGCAGAGAUUACAGACUCCACAGCUCGUCCAUUUCUCGAAAUGGAUCAGAAAGUGUUUCCCAGCUCCACCGAAAUUCAAGAGCUCACUCAUUUAUGCAGACAGAGACCACUAUGAUAUAA
Molecule: messenger RNA, 1320 nt
Organism: Cinclus cinclus
Lineage: Eukaryota; Metazoa; Chordata; Aves; Passeriformes; Cinclidae
Gene: VIPR2
Product: vasoactive intestinal peptide receptor 2
Exons: 13
Coding region: 1-1320 (439 amino acids)
Biological process (GO): adenylate cyclase-modulating G protein-coupled receptor signaling pathway; cell surface receptor signaling pathway
Cellular component (GO): plasma membrane
Molecular function (GO): peptide hormone binding; G protein-coupled peptide receptor activity; vasoactive intestinal polypeptide receptor activity
Source: RefSeq, a predicted model, not a curated record